Rosa rugosa (rugosa rose) is the source of this 2391-nucleotide messenger RNA. Its product is annotated as proline-rich receptor-like protein kinase PERK3. The record is from RefSeq and is a predicted model, not a curated record. The transcript has 9 exons. Bases 1066 to 2190 code for a protein of 374 amino acids. Gene Ontology annotation, biological process: protein phosphorylation. Lineage: Eukaryota; Viridiplantae; Streptophyta; Magnoliopsida; Rosales; Rosaceae. Gene Ontology annotation, molecular function: ATP binding; protein kinase activity.
GGUCCCCCCUUCACACCAUUUAUAAAGAAUAUUGGGGUAAACCAUGUUAUUGUUAUUGACUGAUUGCUGUUGUUUUGUAGGUUAGUUACUUGGUUUCAUUAAUACCAAGACAUAUUGAAAAGGAAAUAAUCAAAGUCUUUCACAUAUAAGAAAGGAUAGUCAGAAAUUUCUAUAUCCCCCACAUGCUGCCAUAAAAUCAGAAUCAGCUCAGGCAUCAGAUCCAAACAGCUCAGAAUUGGGUUUAAGAGAAAAUCCAGCCUUCCCUACAAAACUUCAGUCUGUGAUUUUUUUUUUUUUUUUUUUUUUGGUUGGGGGACCUCUUAAAAUACAGCUUACAAAGUAUAGGCCUGCAGAACAUGCCAAUCCUCUUUUCCAAUCCCAACCCACCUUCUCAUUUUCAGAGACAAACUAGCAACACAUCAAGUCCAGGAAAAUAAACAAAAUAUAUUAAUAAAAGGAGAAAGACGGGGAGAGAGAGAGAGUUAGAGACUUACAGCUCAAUGAGAGCCAUCCCCACCAAUUUCCUCUUGUACAGCUCAACCCAGUUGCUGAAAACAUAGAUAUAUACAAAAGCAUUGAAGGGAAGGGAAAAUUUUGGGGUACCAAUUUUGCCAAAACAGAAAAAGAUUCAAUCUUGGGCAAUAAAACCAAGAACAUGUAGCCAUGGAACUGAACAGCAGCCUGGUGUGGUAAAUCAAUGUGUGUUGUUGGGUUGGAGGCAUCAUGACAGCUGAUGACCCCAUUCUGAUGAGGGAUUGAAGAGACCCUUCUUUAUACAAAAAUGGUAACUCCCCUAUCUUUCUUUCCAGAUCAGAUGACAGAAAAAGAGGCAAAAAGGGAAGGUAGAUCAAAGUGAGUGAAUGAGAAAAUAUUAUUGGAGUUGAUAGCUAGAGUGAGGGUGGAGGGGAGGAGGUGGGUAGAUGCAUGUUCAUGGAGAUGGGCCUUCUCCAAUGUCAUUUUUGAUGAGAUGCUGAACCACAAGACUUGAGCAGCAGCAACAGAAAGUAUCAUCACUGGUUAAAUGUUUAGGUCUGUUGUUGCUGGAGAAAGCAAAGGCUCUAAGACAUGUCAAAGUCAUCUUCUGCAGCCAUAGUUGGAAGUGCUGUUGGGGCACUUGCCCUGGUGGCAAUAGUCGUCGGAUUCAUGUGGUUCUGCAAGACACAACGUAAUAGGCAUUUCUCCAACAAGAACUCGGAGACUGCUUCUUCAGAUCCAUCUGCAAUAGUUGAGCUGACGAGGGGUGGACCUAGUUCAGCAAGGCACUUCACAAUGGAGGAGUUAGAGCAAGCUACCAAGCAUUUUGAUGAAAGCAGUCUUCUGGGAUAUGGAAGUUUUGGACUUGUUUAUAAAGGUUUGCUCCGUGAUGGGACGGUUGUGGCUAUCAAAAGGCGCCCCGGUGCUCCUAGACAGGAGUUUGUCUCAGAGGUAACGUACUUGUCGCAGAUUCAUCACCGAAACUUAGUUAAAAUACUGGGUUACUGCCAGGAAAGUGGAUUUCAAAUGUUGGUUUUUGAAUAUGUACCAAAUGGAAGCAUGUGCAAUCACCUAUAUGAUACUAAACAGGAUCCAUCAACUAAACUAGAGUUUAAGCAAAGGCUAUCCAUAGCUCUAGGGGCUGCUAAAGGUUUAUGCCACUUGCAUGGCCUAAGGCCUCCAAUCAUACACAAGAACUUCCAAACUGUCAAUGUCUUGGUUGAUGAGAACUUCAUUGCUAAAGUUGCAGAUGCAGGGAUCUCAAAACUACUUGAAAAGAUAGAAGAAGCAGGUCCUUCUCACACAUCCAGUGUCAAUUUUUUCCAAGAUCCAGAGGUUGGACCAUCUGAGAGAGCUUCAUCUGAAGUGAGUGAUGUUUACAGCUUUGGUGUUUUCCUAAUGGAGCUUCUAACUGGAAAGGAGGCUUUGGAUAUUGGCUCCUUGGGAUCUAAUGAAAGUUUAUUUCAAUGGGUGGAAUCGCGGCUGAGUUCAAACAAUUUAGUGGAUAGCCGGCUUGCUGGAAGCUUCACUGCAGAGGGAAUGAGGGACUUGAUCAGGCUAACACUACAAUGCAUGAGUUUUCUGGGAAAUAGACGACCCAGGAUGGAAAUGGUUGUGGUUGAGCUUGAGAGAAUUCAAGAGAAAGAAAUGGCAAUGACCACAGUCAUGGGUGAGGGAACUGAUACAAUCACUCUUGGGAGUGUACUAUUUACUUGAGUAUGAAUAUUAUGAAAAGAAAGUGUACUGAUCUGUACGUUUGGUGUUCAUUGGCUUAGGCAAAACUUAAGCUUUACCACUUAACACCAACACAAACAAACUUGGCUUGGGUGAAAUUCAGUUUUAGUGCAAGACCCAAAUUAGUGUAAUUGUAAAGUAUCGAUUUUACAUUCUUAUUGAUGCACAAUAGCAUUUUGAUUA